Molecule: messenger RNA, 1590 nt
Organism: Rodentolepis nana
Lineage: Eukaryota; Metazoa; Platyhelminthes; Cestoda; Cyclophyllidea; Hymenolepididae
Source: the annotation of a GenBank genome assembly
AUGUCAGAUUCAACGACCGAACAUGAUCGUAGUGGAAUAAAUAAUCCCAGCACUGAGGAUUUUAUUUAUGUGGAUGACGAAACUGGGGAUUCUGAAUUCGAACCCAACGAAGGCAGUGCUGCACAAGAUGAUGAUAGUAUAGCUCCUGAUGAAGACAUUCCUGACGACGGUGAAGUCGAUAGCUUAAUGAGGGAAAGUGAGAUGUCUCUAAGCGAUCUACUCGCCUCUUAUGGUGUUCCACCGUCAGAAAUUCCUGCGAGAUCAGAAGCUGGUGCUGCAGCUGCAGCUGCUUCGUCUUCCACGACAUCGGCAUUAACUGGUGAACGACGCUUUAUCCGAAAACGUCGUCAUAAUGGAAGUGCUGUGGUUGCGGAACCACCCCCUGUUCCAAUCUCUGAAACGACUGCUGCAAGGGACAAUAGUAUUGGUAUUGGUACUUCUUCUGGUAAGGCAAUAGAGAUAGAUCUCACAACAGAAAGCAACGAUGAUGAAUAUCCGGCUCAAAAUAGGCACGAAGGAGGUGCCAAUGCCGUUGCUUAUGACGAGUUGGGCCAGAGUGGAUCGGAGGAGCCAAUGGAGACUGAAGAAGAUGACGAGGAUGAUGCUGUGGAUGAAGAGGGAAUGAUAGUUGGAGAUGAAGAAGGUGAUGAAGAAGAUAAGCAUCGAGAAGACGUAACUCGCUGGUGCAAAGCUCUUGCUACCGGAGAAUCGCCAGCCUAUAACUCGGAGGAAGACGAAGAUUACCAACCUAAUGUGGAGGGGACUGGAGAUUGGCGAGGCGAUAUUCGCGUAGGUGAUGAUUUCCAGGCAGUUAUUCCGUUAGCGCCAUUAGCUCCCAGCCGGCGAACGGAUUCUCACCUUGGUUCUGAGGCAAGGCUGAUAUGGCAACCCGGACAUAUAUCUGAGGCAGUCACUGAACGCUACGAACGCACCUAUACCCAAACCAUCUCUGAACUCCCUGCUAGCGUCUCUACACCUGAUGAUGAAGAGGCUCUUUUCCAUCUAAUGCGAUCGGGCUACGAUGCCGAUGAAGCCCUUUGCCGUCUUCAAAAUAGACCCGUUCAACCCUUUGAAAUUCGUCGACCAGUCGAGGAGUGGACUGACGAAGAUUGUACAAACUUUGAGAAGGGAUUUGCCUCUUACGAGAAAAAUUUUUUCAAAAUUCGAGCCCACAGGUUACCGCAUAAAACGACAAAGGAUUUAGUUCUCUUCUACUACUUCUAUAAGAAGACUGCUCGCUAUGAGGAAUUAAUCCGAUUGUCAAAGGGCGAGAAAAACAAACCUUCUCAUCCUGCCAUAACGGACUUUAUGGAUGUUCUAAUGCAUCAGCAACAUUUGGCUGCUUCUGCUGUUCAAGGAGCUUCAAGUAAUUCACCAAAUCUUGCCCAAGAAGUUGGUGAGAGUCGGACUCAACCUCAACCCACACCUUCACCUUCUGGGGAUGCCGCCAGUUCAGGAUCUUCUCAUUCCGUGAUUGCCAUCAGUUCAAACGAUAGCGGAGAUGAGACUCACAGCCAGCAGGGGGCAUCCUCCGUAUCUCCUUCCUCUUCCUCCGUAGCUGCCGCAGCCCCAUCAUCGACGGUUUUGUAA